AUGGAUGCCACGGCGUCGUCUUCGAACUGUCCAUCGGAGACGGUAGAGCUCAAUCGACCGGCUUUCAGAGCAUAUCUGGACUUCCGCUUUGUGAAAUCCAACCUGGAUAAAUUGCGAGAGAACGUGAAGAACAGGAACAGCUCAGCCGAUCCUGACCUCGUAGCACGACUGUAUGACAACUGGGUGAGGGUGCUGGAGGAACUAGAGAGCGUGCGAGCAGACAGGAAUUCUAACGCAAGGGCAAUGAAGGGCAAGCUGGACCCAGAGAAAAGGUCAGAACUGGUGGAUCAGGGAAAGGCCUUGAAGGCAAGGCUGGCCGUGCUUGAGGCAGAGGUCGAGAUGGUAGAAGAUGCAUUGCAGAGAGAAGGGCAGAAGCUGCCGAAUAUCUCUCAUCCUGACGUACCUGUGGGCGGAGAGGAGGCAGCCAGGGUGAUAAAGAUGGUUGGUUCACGCCGAAACUUGGGCUUGGAGGUGAAGGAUCACAUGGCUGUCGGCACCGCCCUGGACCUCAUAGAUUUUGAGACGGGUGCAAAUGUCUCCGGGGCAAAGUUUGUGUAUUUGCGGCGAGCAGCAGCACUCCUAGAGUUGGCUCUUUGCAAUUACGCCAUGCAGAAGGUGGCUUCGAAGGGGUUUCUGCCAAUGACAACCCCAGACCUUGUGCGUGAAAGCGUCCUAAUAAAGUGUGGGUUCCAGCCGCGCGGAGAUAACACACAGGUGUAUUCCAUACGAGACACUGGACUCUGCCUCACUGGUACAGCAGAGGUGCCUUUGGCAGCUGUCUACAUGGAUCAGAUAAUUCCAGAGGAGCAGUUGCCCAUCAGAUUGGCAGCCUUUGGCCACUGCUUCCGCACAGAGGCUGGUUCUGCAGGCUCAGCCAGUCGAGGAUUGUAUCGAGUGCAUCAGUUCAGCAAGGUCGAGAUGUUUGUGUUGAGUACUCCGGAGCAGAGCGAGGCCAUGUUGCAAGAGCUCUGUGACAUAGAGGAGGAGAUUUUCACAGAACUGGGGCUACACUUCCAGAUGCUGGACAUGCCUACUGGAGACCUCGGGGCACCUGCCUACCGAAAGAUUGAUAUUGAGGCCUGGAUGCCAGGACUGCAAAGGUAUGGAGAAGUCAGCUCUGCUUCGAAUUGCACGGAUUACCAGGCCCGCCGUCUCAACAUCCGCUACAGGCCGUCUGUGGCUGACGAAGAGCGCAAGGGUGGAAGCAAGAAGACGCGCAAGCUGCCCACGGAGUUUCUGCACACCCUCAAUGCAACGGCUUGUGCGGUGCCCAGGCUGAUUGUAGCCAUCCUUGAGAACUGUCAAGCAGAGGAUGGUUCCGUGGUGAUUCCACAAGUGUUAAGACCGUACAUGGGUGGCAUGGAGUGCAUCCAGGCCCCUGACUUGGUUCUGUGAUAGCAUUGAUGAGAGGGCCAACUGAAUUUAUGCUUAGGUACAGGAUCCAGGGGGCACUACUUACCUGCCCUAGGGCCUGCCAGUGGCGGUAUAUGCAAGCCCAAGUGCGAUACAUGGGUGUCAAAAUAUUCAAAGUUCCUUUAAGAGGAACUUUGCAGUUCUGGUUUUCACCCAUUUGAUGUACUUUGAAAAUUGCUGUUAACAGUUUUUAUUUACU
Molecule: messenger RNA, 1612 nt
Organism: Coccomyxa subellipsoidea C-169
Lineage: Eukaryota; Viridiplantae; Chlorophyta; Trebouxiophyceae; Coccomyxaceae
Product: putative seryl-tRNA synthetase
Exons: 9
Coding region: 1-1395 (464 amino acids)
Biological process (GO): mitochondrial seryl-tRNA aminoacylation
Cellular component (GO): mitochondrion
Molecular function (GO): tRNA binding; serine-tRNA ligase activity; ATP binding
Source: RefSeq, a predicted model, not a curated record